UCCCCGUUCGUUCCGACCGUUCAUUUGCAUCCCCUUUCCUUCCGCUGGCGCGAGGGACGGGAAGAUAAUGGCGGCAGCGUGCUCCCUCUCUCCCCUCCCUCUCGCGCCACCCGCGAUACCCAGGCCAGCGCUCUUCUCGAGGUGCGUCGCUGCUCCGCGCCGUGGUAGGAAUGCCGGGGCAGGCACCGGGCGCUUGCGCCUCGCCAGGAGGCUGCGCCCGCCUGCCGCCGCCAUCGAAGAGGUGGAGCAGACCGAGGCCAUGAUGAGGGUGGCCGCCGACGACGACAGCAUCACCGCCACCGUGGUGUCGGUGCUGCUCACGGUCUCGUUCGUCGGGCUCUCCCUCCUCACAAUCGGGGUGAUCUAUCUGGCGGUGCAGGACUUCUUGCAGAAGAGGGAGAGCGAGAAGUUUGAGAGGGAGGAGGCUGAGAGGCAGAAAGAGGAGGCGAGGCAGAAGAGGGCCAAGGCCAGGGGAAAGAAAAGAAAUCGACGAUGACUGCUUCUUCAGUAACCUCAGUGUGAGAACCCAUGGCUGGUUCUUCUGUAACCUCGAUCAUUCUCUGGGAUAUGAUUUUUGUGCUGGUUUCGUGUCAUUUUGACGUUGCGGCGGCUCCUUUCUCGUGUUAGUUCAGUUCAAAUGAGCUCCGUGUCCUGUCAGUUAUUCAGGAUGUGAGUCGUGAGUAAGAGUGUAUGUACUGCAAAUGCAUGGUAAAUUAUAUAUCUCGGUGAGUUGACUCGUCAACAUGUUACACACGUGUCAUUUUCAUUUGAAUACGAAUCAGAUGACAUGCUUUUGAUGAUA
Triticum dicoccoides is the source of this 802-nucleotide messenger RNA. RefSeq lists its product as uncharacterized. Bases 68 to 496 code for a protein of 142 amino acids. The record is from RefSeq and is a predicted model, not a curated record. The transcript is spliced from 3 exons. Gene Ontology annotation, cellular component: chloroplast thylakoid membrane. Lineage: Eukaryota; Viridiplantae; Streptophyta; Magnoliopsida; Poales; Poaceae.